AUGGUGUCACGAAAUCGCGAGAUGUCAUUAGUGCUAUACAAUCGUAACAAUCAGAAUGAUACGUCGAUAGUGGUGCAUGAUGCGCGGACGCGGUCGCUCGUGCUAUUCCACGAGGCCGCGGGGCGACUGUCGUUGGCGGCAUCAGACAGUGCAAGCUACGAGGGGGGGCGGUGCCCACACUGCGGGCACCUGCUCGGACUACAGUCUUACUUUAUCCAUGACCAAUACUUCCAGCUGCUCGAGGAUUUGCCGCGGCCGGGCACGGUGGAGGCGCCGGACACGUUCAUCCCGCAGAACCUGUUUACGCAGGGAUACUACCAGAACUUCUUCCAGGAGUUGGAGGUGUUGGGAAAUGGGGCCCGCGGAGCGGUGUACAAGGUGGAGCACACGUUUCUGGAGCACAGCCUGGGCGUUUACGCGCUGAAGAAGAUUGCCAUCGGGGAUGACAUGGCGUGGCUCAACAAGUGCAUCCAGGAGGUGAAAUUCAUGAACUCUAUCACGCAGGACUGCCUCCAUCUUGUGAAGUACAACCAUGUGUGGCUGGAGCGGACCAGCUCUGUGGGGCACGUAACCGCUCAGGCGGGCGCGAAUAAGACUACGACGGCGACAGAUGACGUACCAUACAUGUUUAUCCUCCAGCAGUUUUGCCCCGGCGGUAACCUUGAAGGCGUCAUCAACACCAAGGUGUUCCAGCGGCUUACGGGCAGCGAGAGCACGGAGGAGCGCAAGAGGCUUUUCCGCAUGAGGCGCCGGGGUCUCACGGGAACGCGGAAGGGCCUGAGCACGCGCCAAGUUUUGUCUGUGGCUUCAGAUCUGGCCCACGGACUGCGCGAGCUGCAUUCGCUAGAUAUCAUACACCGCGACCUGAAGCCGUCGAACUGUCUGCUGCUCGGCGAAUACGACCCGUCGUCCACAGAGAACUUCCCCAAGAUCCUAAUCGGUGACUUCGGGGAAAGCCAGUUGCGGGGCCAACUGCGCACCGCUACCGGUGCCACGGGCACGCUCGAAUUCACCGCCCCCGAGCUCGUGCUGUUUGAGGAUGACGUUCGCGUUAAGGCGAUGACGUCUAGCGCCCCGCAGUUCACCUUCGAGUCUGACAUGUAUUCCUUGGGUAUGAUUCUCUACUUUGUGGUCUUUGGAGAGCUGCCCUUUGGCCCUGGCGGCGAUAUGCGGCUACUCAAGACUCAAAUAAAGAAAUACUCAUGCAGUGCCUCGGCGCUGCAGCAGCGACACAGCGGUUACUUCCUCAAGCCCAUUGACCCCCGCAUCUUUGAGCUCAUAAGCAGCCUCCUCUCCCCCUCUGCCGCAGAUCGCCCGGACGCAGACGAGGCAAUUGCCAUCAUCAAUGAUAUUCUAGCGUCCUGUAACUCUGCUGAUGCACAUGUGCCUGCCAAAGGGUUGGUUAUGCACCGCGAAGCCGCCAUGAAUCUCGCGGUACGCUCAGCUCAGCUGGCGGUAAGCCUUGCAUACAUGAGAUGGCACUACGCAUCACCUUGGAACAAUCUCAAUCUCUUCCUACUGGGCUUUUCCUUCAAUUGCUCCAGUUCUACCAGGCCCUACCUUUUGGCCAUUACUUUGGCCCUUUUCCUAAUGUAG
Messenger RNA from Eremothecium gossypii ATCC 10895, 1596 nucleotides. RefSeq names its product protein kinase IKS1 (gene IKS1). The transcript has a single exon. The coding region runs from base 1 to 1596 and encodes 531 amino acids. The record is from RefSeq and is marked provisional. Gene Ontology annotation, molecular function: protein kinase activity; ATP binding. Lineage: Eukaryota; Fungi; Ascomycota; Saccharomycetes; Saccharomycetales; Saccharomycetaceae. Gene Ontology annotation, biological process: protein phosphorylation.